GCAGAUUGUUUCUGCCGAGGAAUGUGACAGGCACCUGUGAGGUGAGCCGACACCAGGGGCGAGAUGACCGGGCAGACGGAAGAUGAUAUACCUGAAACAGGAGCAAUCUUCACCUUUGGGAAGAGCAAGUUUGCUGAUAAUGUGCCCAGUAAAUUCUGGCUGAAGAAUGACCAUCCAGAAGAAAUCUCGUGUGGGGGUGAUCACACUGCUGUCGUAACAGGCCAUAGCAGGCUGUUCAUGUUUGGAAGUAAUACCUGCGGUCAGCUAGGACUGGGGUUAAAGAUCAACGUCAACAUCAACAAGCCCACUGCUGUGAAAGUGUUGAAGACAGAAAAAGUGAAGUUUGCAGCAUGUGGAAGAGACCACACAAUCAUGUGCACAUGGAGUGGGCGUGUUUAUGGUGCUGGCAGUAACCAGGAGGGGCAGCUUGGUUUGGGACACUGUGAUGACACAAACACCUUCCACCUGAUUCAUCCCUUCUCUGACCACGCACCAAUCAAAAUGCUCGCUGCUGGCUGCAACACCUCAGCUGCUCUGACAGAGGAAGGCAGGCUGUUCAUGUGGGGUGAUAACUCGGUUGGCCAGAUCGGUCUGGGGGCAGAGAGCUACGCCUCAGAGCCUAGAGAGGUGAUGGUGGGGCAGUCAGUGGCCUGGGUGUCCUGUGGAUACCACCACUCAGCGUUCGUCACAGUGGACGGGGACCUCUACACGUUUGGGGAGAGUCGGAACGGAAGGCUGGGUCUAUUCCGUGACCAGCUGGCCAAUCACAGAGUCCCUCAGCAGGUGGAUGGCAUCCAGGACCCAGUCAUCCAAGUGUCCUGUGGAGGGGAGCACACAGUGGCACUCACAAAGGAGGAUGUGUACACGUUUGGGCGGGGUCAGCAUGGUCAGCUGGGCCACGGGACCUUCCUGUUCGAAGCACCUUUGCCCAAAGCACUGGUCCACUUCCGGAACGGCAGAGUCAGUCACGUCACCUGUGGAGAGAACCACACUGCAGUGAUCACAGGCAAGCUUCUAUUCUACUACAGUGGGAUUCUGUACACCUUUGGGGAUGGUCGCCAUGGUAAACUAGGACUGGGGGAAGAGAACUUCACCAACCAGUUCAGACCAACACUGUGCCCACGCUUCCUCAAAUACAGUGUCCAGUCAGUGGCAGGUGGCAGCUCUCACAUGCUGGUGCUGGCUAUGCCCAGACCCCCAGAGGUUGAGGAAGUGGUGAUAGAGGAAGAUGAUGUCACAGAGACCAUUCUGGAGACUCUGGAAACCUACACUGAGCUGCUCUUGAUGGAUCCCUCCCUCCUGAUGUCCAACCCACCGACUGCACCUCCUCUCUGGACCCUGUCUGCUAGGGCCCGCCGCAGGGAGAGGGAGUGUUCUCCAGAGCAGUUUGGCCAGAUGUUCCGUAACCUUCCUCCUCUGAUGUCUGGCUUCUUCAACACCUCCCUUCCUGUGUCCAGGAACAUCCACAUCUCCAGAACACCAUGUAAAGACCCCUCCACCUCCUCACUGUCCUCCAAUCCCUCCUCAAACAACACCCCCAGUCCCUCUCUGUCACUCAAACCCAGAGGCAAACCCCCUUUAACACCAUCACGGGCACCCCAAUUCACAUUCCCAGACCCUCCCAGCCCUUCACUCUCCUCAAAGUCCAGCCCUAAGAAGAAGAAGCCCACCCUGUCAAAAUCACCAAAAUCCACAUCUAAAGAACCCAUUAGCCCCUCACAGUCCUUCAAAUCCAUGCCUAAACUCAUCCCCGACCCCACACUGUCCCCUAAAACCCCCUUUAAAAAGCCCACAGAUUACAACCAAUCCCCCAAAACGCUGUCUAAGGUGCACCCAAGCCCUUCUCGGAGUCCCACCUCACCACAGACAGAGAGGAACGAGGACACAGUGCCAGAAGCCCCUGACAGCCUGAUGCUCAUUGAGAAUAUGGAGGAUGAAAAGGACACGUUGUCAAACCUGGCAUCACUAUCGAGAGGAGAUUCUGGCGAUGAGACUGGGACUACAUCUACAGAGCAGAAGGAUAAGGGACAUAAAAAGGGUAAGGCUCUUUGGAGAGCUGUGAAGGAGGCAGAGAGGGAGGUUAAACAAACCCUGACCAGCAGGAAGGAGGAGCUACCUUCCCAUAAAGCCCUUCCCACCGAGCUCCAGAGAGGUUCCAGUCUGAGUUUGUUGAAGGCAGAGGCCAUGCCCUCAAAGAGUCCCAAACCACUAAAGACCCCUCAGACCCCCCAAACCCCAGCCAGGGGCAAGGAGAACAUCACUUUGACAACAGAAAAGGCUGGCCUUAAAGUGAAAACCAGUAAACUAGAGAGCAAUCUUCAAAGCACAGAUGCAAUGCCUCAAAAUGCUUGGGAUAAGAAGUCAGCGAAGUCUGAGCUUAGAGAGCCACUGGCUGUCUCACAGGUCAAAGGUAGAGUGGCGGUCCCAGGGAAAGAUACCAUUGGUGAAUCCCAGGAGGGGGAGCCUGGCUGGAGAGGAUUUCUCAGCGAUGCAGCCUCUCUCCUUCCAGCCGUGGGGGUGGCAGGCGUAGCCAUGGGGGUCUUGAGUGAGGCGGUGACAAGUGUGAGGGGGUUUCAGUCAGAGAGUGACACAGCCACUUCUAUCCCUCCUCGGCGGUCCAGCCAGGUAGAGAGGUUCACCAAACAGAGCGCCAUCACCCAGCCUUCCUCCUCCUCCUCUUCAACAUCAGAUCCCAGUGCAGUAGCGCAAAGAAACAGGACCGCCAUCCGCAUCAGUGUUCUCGGGAAUUCUGAUCAGGAAGCAGGGAGCAGGAGUUCUGAGAAGAACCCAGACACCACAGAGGCUGCUAGUGACAGGUCGGGAGGUCAGGCCGACGUUGACGACGAUGAGAACACUAGUAGAGGUCAAAGGUCAGAGGCUGAGGAUGAUGAACAUGAAGAUUUCACAAAGAGACAGGGAGAGGAGGAUGACAGGAGUAGUAAGGGUCUGGAAGAAGAGGAGGAGGAUGACAGGAGUAGUAAGUGUCUGGAAGAGAGCAGUGAACAGAACGAAGGGGGAGAAGCAGAAGACAGUGAUUCUGUGGCCAGCAGAGAAGGAGAGGAGGAUAGAGAAGAGAAGAGUGAAGAGAGCCAGGGCGCGGAGGGUGAGGAGAGCAAAGAGAGUGAUUCUGAGGGGACAGGAGAGGGUGAGGAGAGCAAAGAGAGUGAUUCUGAGGGGACAGGAGAGGGGGAGGAGAGCAAAGAGAGUGAUUCUGAGGGGACAGGAGAGGGGGAGGAGAGCAAAGAGAGUGAUUCUGAGGGGACAGGAGAGGGGGAGGAGAGCAAAGAGAGUGAUUCUGAGGGGACAGGAGAGGGGGAGGAGAGCAAAGAGAGUGAUUCUGAGGGGACAGGAGAGGGGGAGGAGAGCAAAGAGAGUGAUUCUGAGGGGAAAGGAGAGGGGGAGGAGAGCAAAGAGAGUGAUUCUGAGGGGACAGGAGAGGGUGAGGAGAGCAAAGAGAGUGAUUCUGAGGGGACAGGAGAGGGGGAGGAGAGCAAAGAGAGUGAUUCUGAGGGGACAGGAGAGGGGCAGGAGAUCAAAGAGAGUGAUUCUGAGGGGGAGGAGAGCAAAGAGAGUGAUUCUGAGGGGACAGGAGAGGGGGAGGAGAGCAAAGAGAGUGAUUCUGAGGGGACAGGAGAGGGGGAGGAGAGCAAAGAGAGUGAUUCUGAGGGGACAGGAGAGGGGGAGGAGAUCAAAGAGAGUGAUUCUGAGGGGGAGGAGAGCAAAGAGAGUGAUUCUGAGGGGACAGGAGAGGGGGAGGAGAGCAAAGAGAGUGAUUCUGAGGGGGAGGAGAGCAAAGAGAGUGAUUCUGAGGGGGAGGAGAGCAAAGAGAGUGAUUCUGAGGCAAGCCUAGAGGAGAAAGGAGAGGAGAAAAGUGAAGACAGUGAUGGGGAAGGAGAGGAGGGAGAGAGUGGUUCUGGGACAAGUGGAGAGGGGGAAGAGGAGGAUAAGAGUGAAGAAGAGUCCAGUGAUGACGAGAGUGGGGAUGAAAACAAGGAGGAGGGUGGUGAUGAAUCAGGAGGUGAGGCUGAGAGCAAGAGUGAGGCAUCAGCAGAAGAGGAGGAAGAUGAACAAGCAGAAGAAGCAGAGAGUGAAGAAAGUAAAGCUGCUGAGUCAGGAGAGGAGGAAGGAGAGGGAGAGAGUGGAACAGAUGAGGAAGGAGAGGGAGAGGAUAAGGAAGGUUGUGAAAGUGAAGAAGAGGAGGAGGAGGCAAGUGUAAUUGAGGAGGAGAAAGGAGAAGAGGAUGACGAUGAGGAAAAUGGUGCAGAAAGUGGAGAAGGUGAGGGCAAUGUAGGAGAAGAGGAAGAGGAAGCAGUUGAGGGUGAGGAAGAAGAGGAUGAAAAUGAAGGUGAAGAGGAGAACGGUGAAGUCGAAGAGGAGGGAGGAGAGGAUGAUGAGGCAGAGGAGGAAGAUGCUAGUGGAGAGGAGGAACUUGAAGAUGAAAACAGUGAGGAAGAGGAGGGAGAAGAAGAAGAGGGGGAAGAAGAAGAUGAUGAUGAUGAUGAUGAUAAAGAGGAAGGGGAGGAGGGAGAAGGGGAGGAAGAGGGUGAAGGGGAAGAGGAGGAAGAAAAUAAAGAUCAGGAAGAAGGAGAAGAGAAUAAUGAAGAGGAGAAAGAAAAUGAUGAGGGUGAGAAGGAAGGAGAGGAAGAUGGUGAAAAACAGGAAGAUGUGAAAGAGGAAAUAGAAGUGGAUGAAGAGAAAGAGGAGGAAGGAGAGGAAGAUGGUGAAAAACAGGAAGAUGAGAAAGAGGAAAUAGAAGUGGAUGAAGAGAAAGAGGAGGAAGCGAACAAACAAGAAGAGGAAAGGGAGAAGCAAGAGGAGGAAGAGAAGGAAGAAGAAAAAGAUAGACAGGAAGUAGAUGGAAAAGACACAGAGGGAGAGGAGGGUGGAGAAAAGGGGGAGGAGAAGGGAGAUGAAAAAGAAGGGAAAGAAAAUAAAGAAAUUGAUGGUGAAUUAGAAGAAGAAGCUGCAGGGGAACAGAAAGGGGAGAUGGAGGUGGAGGAAACCGGAGAGGAAGAAGGUGAAGAGGAAGGAGAAGAAGAAGAGGAGGAAGAAAAAUAUAUUAAAGAAGAACAAGUUGAGGAAGAAGAGGAUGAGAAAGAUAGUAAAAAAGGAGAAGAGGAGGAGGGAGAGGAAGAGAAAGAUAGUAAAAAAGGAGAAGAGGAGGAGGAUGAAGAGGAGGAGGGAGAGGAAGAGAAAGAUAGUAUAGAAGAGGAAGAGGAAGGGAAAGAUAGUAAAGAAGAAGAAGAGGAGGGAGAGGAAGAGGAGGAAGAAGAUGAACAGGAAGAGGAGGCGGAAGAAGAGGAGGAAGAGAUAAAAUCUGCAAAAGGGAAAAAGAAAGGCUCACAAAGCGUACCACCUAAAGCAGCUCCCCCCAGCAGGAAAGGGAUGGAAGAUCCCCCGAGGGAGAAACCCAAACCAGCGGCCCGUACAAAACAGAGGACCACAGGGGGAAAACAGGCCAAAAGUACCCAAGAAUCCCAACAGUUCUGGAAUAAUGUCUUACCCCAGUACCUGGAGCUGAAGUGAGACAUUCUGGACCUCAAUGGUUCCAAAUCCUUUAUGGAUCAGAACCCAAACCUGCCUGUUAACAGUGGCUGGAAGGAUUCUGGACCUGAGAAACCUGAGUCAUAAGACUAACACAGUACAGGUGUUUGAGAACCUCUGUGUGGAUGUGUGCUUGUACUUUCUAUUAUGUCACUUAUCCACAGUUGUGACCCCCCCCCCCCCAAAAAAAUGAUAUGUCUUUAUUUAUUUGGAGUUUUCUUUGCACAAACUGUAUCUUUUUAUUCUCAUGAAUGCAUAGUUUGUUCUUGUGCACCUAAUAUUGAAUGCCUUGACCUGACUGUUGGAAAAAUGUGAUACAGUAUAUGACCUUUGGCAUAGAUCAUGAGGUAUUAGAGGUAACAUCUUGUCAUUUAGCCUGCCUGACGCAAACAGGGCCAAGCAGAUGUAAAUAGUAUUUCUUAGAUAUAUUUAUUUCUUAAAUAUCAUCUCAUGUGUAGUCCAUUGCCAAAACAUCUUUACACACAACAUUCCUCCAUAUUUUAAAUACAGGCACUCAUACAGCCUGUCCCUGUGUAAAAUCAUUUUUAUUUAAUCAAUACCUAUGCAUAUAAUUUACACAGUAUGUGUGCUGUAAUGUAUCGUAAGGUAAUUCACUAA
Messenger RNA from Salvelinus namaycush (lake trout), 6162 nucleotides. Its product is annotated as transcriptional regulator ATRX-like. The record is from RefSeq and is a predicted model, not a curated record. The transcript has 15 exons. Lineage: Eukaryota; Metazoa; Chordata; Actinopteri; Salmoniformes; Salmonidae. Gene Ontology annotation, cellular component: photoreceptor outer segment. Bases 64 to 5526 code for a protein of 1820 amino acids. Gene Ontology annotation, molecular function: ubiquitin protein ligase activity. Gene Ontology annotation, biological process: ubiquitin-dependent protein catabolic process; protein ubiquitination; visual perception.